Molecule: messenger RNA, 4792 nt
Organism: Danaus plexippus (monarch butterfly)
Lineage: Eukaryota; Metazoa; Arthropoda; Insecta; Lepidoptera; Nymphalidae
Gene: rudhira
Product: breast carcinoma-amplified sequence 3 homolog
Exons: 14
Coding region: 403-2742 (779 amino acids)
Biological process (GO): response to starvation; autophagy
Cellular component (GO): cytoplasm
Molecular function (GO): protein binding
Source: RefSeq, a predicted model, not a curated record
AGUCUUGUACUGUGUAUACACUGUAUUUACAUACACAUUCAUUGAUUUUUCAUUUUGUGACGAACUCACACAUGCAAGUGAACUAGUGGGUGUUAAGUAUUUUCAGUGUAGGUGUACGUGUUUAGAGAUAUAUUGUCAUUCAAAGUUCAAAACAUCUGUUGUAUGUUGUUGUUGUAUAUUUUCAAUUAUAUAUACAUCAUUUUAUUUCUAGUUCAAUACUUGUAUUAAAAAGCAUUUUACAAAACGAAAUCAUACGACUGAGUGUGAGUGCUGUUAUACUUUAUCAAUUUAUUGUGACGUCAUAGUUUCCAUCUGCCAGUAAAAACGACGCAAUUGUUAUUUUAAUCAAAAAUGGAAUUAAAAUGAGAAAAUUUGUAACGAAUAAGAGUAUAGACAGCAAGUAUGUCGGCGGAGUCUCCGCGGCACGCGCGCUCGGGCGGACCUCUCACGGUGCCCUCCCAGCCGCCCAGCGACCGCAGCAUCAUUGACGCCGUGUCCGGCUUCAUUAAUGACGUCACACUCUCCUCUUCAUCCACUGUUGAUCCAAAGGACGUUAUACAGUGGGCUAGGUUUGAAACAGCAGAUAUAAAUGAACCUACACAAGAAGGGGAUGGUGAUAAUGAUGUUCCACCAUUACUGCUCAUCCUGGGCUAUGGGUCAGGGGUGCAGGUCUGGUUGAUUCCCUCCAAUGGAGAGGCGCAGGAGGUACUGUCGUGGAGACAAGGCACUGUGAGGGUGCUCCGUAUACUGCCAACUCCGCAGCACGGCGACUGCUUUGCAUCGAAAAGGCCCCUCAUAGCUUUGUGUGAUUCUGCCAGUCCAGGACCAGCCUUUUGUUCAUUGAUCUUCUUAUCCAUUAGGGGUGGGGAGCAGGUGAAGAGUAUUAAGUUCAAGAACCCCAUCCUGGAUGUGUUGGCCAAUAAGCGUUCAGUGGUUGUGUCAUUCUCUGAACGUUUUGCUGUUUUUGAUGCUGCUACUUUAGAGGACCGGCUGGCUGUCACCACAUGUUAUCCGUGCCCAUGUCCACUAGGAGGGAGCGCUCCUAUCAACCCUUUAACCCUCGGGGACCGCUGGCUGGCUUAUGCUGAGAAGAAACUCAACCCAUCAAAACGUAGCAGUGGAGGAUGUGAAACUGAAGGGGUAACGAGUUAUACGGCGACUGUACUCCACGCGGCUAAAUCUCUCAGUAAGGGUCUGCGAGGCCUCGGCGAGACGGUGGCGCAUAGUUUGGCGGGCGGUCGCAGCACGUCGCAGUCACCGUCACCACCACACGCUGAUAUACAGCAGCCGGGGGUCGUCACUAUAUUGGACAUCGAGGGUAAUGAAGAUGAAGAUAGUCAAGACUGCGAGGAGCCCUGCGACCCUAUAGUGGCUCACUUCAUCGCUCACUCGGAGGCGAUUAUAGCUCUGAAGUUCGACCCCAGCGGCAUGUUGCUGGUGACCGCCGAUCGGAGAGGUCACGACUUCCACGUGUUCCGUAUAAACCCCCACCCCUGCGGACCCAGCCUGGCCUCCGUGCACCACCUGUAUAUACUACACAGGGGCGAUACUACGUCCAAAGUACAGGAUAUAUGUAUAUCCGGUGACUCCCGUUGGGCGGCCAUAUCGACCCUCCGGGGUACGACGCACGUGUUCGCGAUCAGUCCCUACGGCGGGGCGAUCGGCGUCCGCACUCACACCCAGCCGCGGCUGGUGAAUAGACUGAGCCGGUUCCAUCGCUCGGCAGGCCUGCCCAUACAUCAUACAUCCCACGUCCCGCCCGCCGCUCACAGCCCAGUUCUAGAGUCCGGGGCGUGGUUUCCCAACCCGCGUCUCCCGCCGUACCCGCAGCCCGCGACUUGUUCGCCCCUGGCGCAGCUGAGACCCACACACCUGCCCACCACCACCAUCACAAGGAACAGCUCGGGUCGUCAGCGUCUGUCAUCGUUGUCUGAAGAGGGCGGCGCGGCGCCCCUGUUAGCGCGGGCCUGUUUCGGUGUGAGCGGCUCGACUGGCAGGGCCGCCUCUGUGCCGCUCUACCUUGCGGCGGCUAAUGGGGCAUUGCUGCAUCUGGCUCUACAUCCCAAACCGGCCCGCAGUGUUCCCAAGGAGAAGAUAUGUGACGAGUCUCCCAUCGAGCUGGAGGUUGAGGCGGUGUCGCAGUGGCCUCUACAGCGUCCUGCCGCCGCCUCCGACCUCCUCGCCCCACUCCCUCCCUCCAACCCCCUCUUACAACCCAUGAGCUGUAGGCGUUGCGCGGACAUAUGUAUGAGUGAAGAGGAGCGCUGGCUGUCUCAGGUUGAGAUCGUGACGCACGCCGGCCCGCAUCGCAGACUGUGGAUGGGACCGCAGUUCGUCUUCAAGACAUACAACUGUACGGGGUCUACGUCAUCACUAUCAGAGGCAGAGGCGGUGGAGGUGGACGCCAGCGCAGCCCCGGCCCGCUCCAACCCCGUCAACAUGCCAGGGGCGAGGCCAGCUGUGCCCGUCCUAAUAGACUCCGGAUCAGCCAGUUCCCUGGAACACUCUCCGUCUGACAGUUUCCGUCGCAAGUCGCUGCUGGAGCCGGGGCGAGUGUGCGACGUCCAGCUCAGAGAGGACCUCGCUGAGGCCAUGAAGGAGGAUCACGGUCGCUUCUCAGAGCCGGAGGAGCUAAGCUCGAGCAGUUUUAGUUCCUCGCGGGCGUCCCCGCCGUCGUCUCCCACGCCCAGCUGUGGGGGCGACAUGAUGCACUUCCCGGGGGACUCCAGCUCGUCGCUCUGAGGCAUCGUUAACAUUUGCUGCCUUUGGAACCAGAAGCGCUUGACCUAAGCUGGGCUCGAAUAUAGAACUACAGAAAUAUGAACCGAAAGAAUAAAGCAAAAUUUGCGUGAAAAAGUUAAGUGGAAUUAUGGAGUAUGGUUAAAUAGGAUUUAAAUGGUUCGUUAAGUUUGAACUACGAGUGGUGUGUGACGCGCUCUGUGCAUCGUUUUGAAGUUUUCUGUGGUGUCAAAUAAUAUCCCAUGAUAGGCAAGUAACGACUUUUAAGUUUGUGGCAGUCAAAUGUUAAACGAUUUUUUAUUAUAAUUUUAUAAAAAUGAUCAAUAGAAUAGAAUUUUACAAUUUAUUAUGUGUAUAUCAAUCGUAAUUGUUCAAUAAACGUUUACUUAUUUAUCUAUUAAUAUUUAAGAUUAUUAUUACAACAUAUAAUCGCGUUUAGUUGUAAUCAUGCUUGUCAUUAAGAAACACAUUUUUGUACAACGUCUAAAAGAAUCAAUACAUAAUCGACCUUUAUGACAUAUGUUAAAAAAUAGAAUAUUUGAAAAUAAGAUUGAAAUGUAAAUUAAGGUAUAGAUAUUUUUUUACGAUAAAUAGGUAAUAACUAAUAAUAAGUUUUUUUACUCUGUAUGUAUCGAGUAUAAACGUCACAAUUUGUCAAUAUCGAUUAAUAACGAUAAUCAUCAUUUCUUAGUGUUUUUAAUUUUUUAAUCGAUGUUCUCAAGUAUACAUGUAAGAUUAUGCAUGUGAUUGUGUCAGUAUAAAUAUUUAAUUGCAUAUAGUUGAAAAUGUUAGUGAUGCGCAUUUUAUUUACCGCUACUGUGAUAUGAAUAUUAAUUUGUUUGACGAUUUAUUAGAUAUAUAAACAUUCCGUACAAAGAGACAUUAAUUCAUGCUUCGGAUCUGCUUUGUGACGUUACGCUCGUCUGCUUCCCUGUGUCUUCCUUGAUUCCAUUUCUGUUUUGUUUGUUUUUACGAUUUUCGUUUAAAGGUUCUCAAUAGUUAAUUUUCAUUGUCUAUAACCAAUUUUAUUGCAACAGAGGAAUUUUUUUUAACGAAGACAUUGCGACAGAAAUUUUUAAUUUUAGUGUCAGGUACAGAUAAUUAAUUAUGCUUAUUGGGAACCAAAAUAAUAUUAAGUUACUUUAUUAUUUGUAGUUGUUCGAAGAAGUCCUUAAGUCGGCGUCAUUAGAUUUAAAAGUAUGUAUUCUAUGAGUGGCAUAUUAAAUUAUAAAUUACGUAUUAUUAAUAAAUUCAAAAAUCUCUAAUCUAAACGACAAAUAAUAUAAAUUUCGAGUCCCUUUCUUAUAUUUAUCUCUAUUUAAGUGUUAGCUUUAUACGGAUGCCAUAAAAGAUCUAUAUAACUUCGCCUAUCUUGCAAAUGAAGUUACCAUUGAGAAAUCAGAUCAGGGUAAUCUGCCAUUAUGAGAAGGAAAUACAAAAAGUAACGAAAGUAUUUGGAAUAAAAAUCAUGAAGCUAAAAUUAUUUAUUCAUAAGUAGUCGAAAGUAUGUCGAGUCUUUUAUUUUUAGUUUAUACUUACGUCAUUUAUAUUUAUUUACUUUGAAUUAUGUUAGGAAUUUAUUUUUAUAAUUGUUUUUAUUAAAAUUUAUCAUUUGUCAUCAUGAAGGUUACAAAGGAAGGAGGCAUUAUUAAUUUCCAAUUGUACGAGAAUUUGUUGAAACAUUAAUUCUUUUAUUGAUAUAUAAAAUGAAUAAUGGGAUAUUACUUAUUAUUUAAGUUUUUAAUUUCCGCUAUAAUAAGUUAAAUAACCCUUUCUUUCUAACCUCUAUGACAAUCAUUUAUUUUGGUUGUGAGUAAAUAAGAAUUAUGUUACGCAAAAUGUUUUGUAAGCACGAGAUAUGGGAUGUUUGGCAUGUUUAUUGGUGUAUCUACUUAAAAAAAUUGUGAUGAGGAAAUCUUUGUGAUUGUGAUGGUUGAAUGUGAUAAGAUUAUUGUGCGUUUAGUUACUUUUAAGCGAUAUUCCUAUAUUUUAUUAAGGCUUAUCUAUAAGUUUUUGUAUUGUAAGCAUUGCGUAAAAAUAUAUGGAAUUCUUA